This is a messenger RNA of Nematolebias whitei (Rio pearlfish), 2333 nucleotides long. It is a transcript of the gene rom1b, whose product is annotated as retinal outer segment membrane protein 1b. Gene Ontology annotation, biological process: visual perception. The coding region runs from base 463 to 1551 and encodes 362 amino acids. Gene Ontology annotation, cellular component: membrane. NCBI's taxonomy places the organism in Eukaryota, Metazoa, Chordata, Actinopteri, Cyprinodontiformes, Rivulidae. The transcript has 6 exons. The record is from RefSeq and is a predicted model, not a curated record.
CUUUGUCCUCCAACCAUGGCUACAGCGGUUUAGGGGGACAGCGGGCACGCAAGAGUCCCAGAAAGUGGGGCCAUCAGAAGACAACAUCAACACAACAGGAAGAAAAUCUUCACCUUGAAGACGGGACAACAUCAGUGGGACCAACUGGUUUUAAAAAGACAACCUGUCAAUUUUUGGGAAAAGGAUAAUCUCCGUUUUCUCAUAUUUCAUAAAUCAUCUUUUUAUCCACCCCUCACAUUUCCCAUGGUGCUGCUGCGCUGAUCCGGAUGAUUCAGAACCUUUUUUGGGAUAGUUUUGAGCCAAGUGAAAGAAUCUGGAUUAUCCUCUGAAGUCAACUCAAGGUUCUACCUGCUUAUCCCCUCCUCUUGGAGCAACUUAGAUGAGCUUAUAAUUCACCAACAAGGCCCGCAUCAUUCCAGCUGCAGCGUUCAUACGACACUGCCAUCGCCUGCUUCUUGAGCCAUGACGCUGCUGAAGAUAAAGUUCAACCAGCAGAGGCGGGUGCGUCUGGCCCAGGGCCUCUGGCUGCUGUCCUGGCUGGCGGUGACGUGCGGGGGCUUCAUCUUUUGUCUGGGGGUCUACCUUAAGACCGAGCUGCUUCGUAGGGACGAGGUGAUGGAGAACGCGGAGAUCCACGCGGUGCCCAACAUCCUCAUCAUGGUGGGCCUGGCCUCCAUCGGCACCAACUGGAUCGCCAGUCGCAUGUGUCAGGACUCCCUGGACGCGAGCCGCUUCCCCCGCUGGAAGGUUCUCCUGCUGGCCUGGUUUGCUGUGGCCGCUCUGCUGUGCUGCCUGCUUCUCACUGUGGUGGUGCUCAGCUACGCCCUGCAGGGACGCCUGGAGGAGUCUCUGAAGGUGGGCCUCAGAAACGGCAUCCGGUUCUACAAGGACACAGACGUCCCGGGCCGCUGCUUUCAAAAAGAAACCAUCGACCGGCUGCAGAUGGAGUUUCGCUGCUGUGGAAACAACAACUUCAAGGACUGGUUUGAGGUCCAGUGGGUCAGCAACAGAUACCUGAAUUUCACCUCCCAGGAAGUCAAAGAUCGCAUCCGGAGCAACGUGGACAACCGUUACCUGUUGGAUGGCGUCCCGUUCAGCUGCUGUAACCCCGCCUCGCCUCGCCCCUGUCUGCAGAACCAGCUGACGGACAGCAGGGCCCACUACAACUAUGAGUACCAGUCAGAGGAGCUCAACCUGUACAGCCAGGGCUGCAGGCAGGCGUUGACCGACUACUACAUGGGCCUGAUGAACUCCACCGGUCCCGGCGUGCUCUCGGUCAUCUUGAUCCAGAUGUCGGUGCUGCUCAGCAUGCGGUACCUGCAGACGGCGGUAGACGGAGCCGCGGCUCUGGACAGCCCGGAGGCUGAAAGUGAGGGCUACCUCCUGGAGAAGGGCGUGAAGGAAACCUAUCAGGACGUCAGAGCCACGCUUCUCAACCUGGUGAAGUUUGGGCAGGUUGACCCCGCCGAGGGGCCCUCGGGGGCCGAAGAAGAAGAGAAAACAACCGACACAAACACGGAGAAGGCUGCCACCUCGCCUCCAGCCAGUUAGACGAAUAAAAAAACACAAAGCGUGCUGAGGAGGAGAGGACGCUGGGGGUUCUGUGUGUCUGUUUUUAUUUUUGGUUGUGAGACUCGGGUGGUACACAGUAGGCUUUAUUCACGAAGCAGCUGCAGCCCCCCUCCCCUCUGAACAUGACCUAAACAGGGCAACACAUAGAUCUUUAUAGGCCCCUGCACAGACAUGAAAACACAUUUUAACAUCUCCUCUGUCCAGGACUCCACCUGAAUCUGCUCAGGAGGUGUGUAGUGUUCCCUGUUUGUCUAGAAGAGAGUACAGUCAGUUUAAUGUGGGGUAGCAGAAACACACAAGACAUGUUUUGGUGUAGAGUUGGUAUUAAACUGUCCUGAAAUGCUUAGAACCCUGAAUAAAUCAUGAAUUAUUACAUUAAAGGUAGAAGUUUUUAACUGCUUUGUAGUGUCGGCUUCUUUUUGUAAUUAUAACAUGAGAUGAAGUGACAGUGGGUUAUCUGAGGAGGGUUGGAUUAAGUGUGUGUGUGUGAUGCCCUAUAUGAAGCUGUCAUCGCAUUUAUUCUGGCAGCGCUGAAACAAUCUGAUAAUCCACGGCAUAGUUAAUCCCAGAACUGCUGCACAAGCGAUGUCAGCAUGCAGGAACACACUCCUUCACGCAGCCCUAACACACGUCCAGCAGUUAUUUCAGGGAGCAGAAUCAGUUUGUUUUGUUAAACUAAAAUGCUUUUCAUUUGCAAAGAACACGUGGUGAUUUGCCCUAGUUCAUCCAAUGUGUGCACGUUCUUCUGAAAUAAAAUUUGU